AUGUUUAGAAGCUUGAAGCCGACGGGAAAAAUAUUUGUGAGAUAUGGUGAUCGAAUGCCUACUCACUUUGACCGCGUCUAUCGCGAGCUCAACCCGGAAAAUUUGGACUGUCUGAUGAGCAUUAACCAGUUUGAACCAAGGCCCGUAAUUGAACAGAUGUGUCUGGCGGCUGGAUUUCGCGUUCUGAAGAGUUUUGACGAGAAAUUUGAAGAUCGAGUGUUUGAAAACGGCGAGAGUCUUUGUUUGUUUUUCUGGGCGACUACAAACGGCGUAUUUGAUCCACAGUUUGUUACUGAAGACCGAGUUUGA
Molecule: messenger RNA, 309 nt
Organism: Porites evermanni
Lineage: Eukaryota; Metazoa; Cnidaria; Anthozoa; Scleractinia; Poritidae
Source: the annotation of a GenBank genome assembly